Branchiostoma floridae (Florida lancelet) is the source of this 2602-nucleotide messenger RNA. RefSeq names its product protein arginine N-methyltransferase 3-like. Gene Ontology annotation, molecular function: protein-arginine N-methyltransferase activity. NCBI's taxonomy places the organism in Eukaryota, Metazoa, Chordata, Leptocardii, Amphioxiformes, Branchiostomatidae. Gene Ontology annotation, biological process: peptidyl-arginine methylation. Gene Ontology annotation, cellular component: nucleus. The coding region runs from base 344 to 1972 and encodes 542 amino acids. The record is from RefSeq and is a predicted model, not a curated record. The transcript is spliced from 15 exons.
UUAAAUUAUUGAUUUUAUUCAUCAAUCUAUCUUUUAAAUGGUUAUUUUUAAAGAAAAUUUACCCCUACUGUUGAAAUGGGAUUUCCAGGAAGUGACUAGAGGUAGAGACCAUGUGCUGAUCACUGAUCACUGAUAUUGCGACAUUUGUGGAUCGAUUUAAACCGGUUAUACUUUGACUAGCUGGUUAUCGAUUAGCUGGCUAUACUGGUACGUUGCACUGUUCAGUUUUACUUCAGUAUUUUGUGCUGAGCAAAGCUGAAUGUACUGCAAUUAUAAAUGAUAAUUUGCUUGCUUCAUACUGAGUGUAUGAUUCAAUAUUGCACUUUUUGCAGUAUCGUAAAACAUGGGUGACUCUGGAGACAGUAUGGGAACCACUUCUGAAUCUGCAGUUUCAGAAUCAGAUGCCAUGGAUUGUCCCAGCCUGGAGGGGUCUGAUGACUCGGACUGGGAGGAAUGUGAUGAUGACGAAUCAGAAGGCAGCGUUCUCUGCCUGUUCUGCAUGGAAGAACUCGUGUCAGCAGAAGAUGUGUUUCAGCACUGCAAUACAGAACAUCAGUUUAAUGUACAGAAAUUUGUCAUCAAAAAUAACUUGGACAUGUACGGUUACAUCAAGUUCAUCAACUACAUACGCAGUGAGAAACCUCCUCCAACAGGUAUCAGUGAAUCUCCCCCAGGUACAGAGGCACCUUGGGACAGUGACCAAUAUUUACAACCAGUCCUACAAGAUGACCCCCUCCUCUUCUAUGAUGUGGAGGAGUGGACCAAUCAGGCUCCUGUUACUAUGGAGACAGAAGAGAGUGACAUCACAUUGCCAUCACAACAGUACAGAGCUUUACUGGAGAGACUGCAUCAAGCUGAGGCCAGGUCAGAGGUCACUGAGGGGCAGCUGCACGAUGCACUGAAGGACAUUGAUCGUCUCAGACAAACAGCAAAAACCUUCAUCUUGUCAGACCAGUCCAAAGACCAGCAUGCCUUGCAGCCUUCCCAUGGUGCAGUUGCACAGUUGAGGGAAGAUGAGGAUGCUGCUUACUUCAGUUCGUACUCUCACUUCAGCAUCCACAUGGACAUGUUACAGGACAAGGUGCGGACAGAGAGCUACAGGGAUUUCAUCACGACCAACCAGCAUCUUUUCAAGGACAAGGUGGUCCUAGAUGUUGGAUGUGGAACAGGUAUUCUCUCCAUGUUUGCUGCCAGAGCUGGAGCAAGUCAGGUGAUCGCUGUAGACCAAUCAGAGAUCAUCUACAAAGCCAUGGAUAUUGUCAGAGAAAAUAAUCUCAAUCAUGUCAUAAAGCUGAUAAAAGGUCGGGUGGAGGACAUUCAACUACCAGUUGAGAAGGUCGAUGUAAUCAUCUCAGAGUGGAUGGGUUAUUUCCUGCUGUUUGAGUCUAUGUUAGACACAGUUCUGUAUGCUCGGGACCGAUGGCUGGCUCCUGGUGGCUCAGUUUACCCUGACAGAUGUACGAUCAGUCUGAUUGCGAUUGGCGACACAAAAAUGCACAGCAACCGAGUUGCCUUCUGGGACGACGUCUAUGGCUUCAAGAUGACCUGUAUGAGGUCAGAUGUCACCAAGGAGGGGUCAGUUGAGGAAAUUGACCCAGAAACUGUGAUGUCGGAGCCUUCUCUCAUCAAGAUGGUUGACUGCUGUUCAGUGUCGGUAGCUGAGUUGGAUUUUACAGCAGACUUCAGUUUAAAGGCAACAAGAGAUGGGACAUGCACGGGUAUUGGUGGCUACUUUGAUAUCGUGUUUGAGAAGGACUGCACAAAUAAAGUAUACUUCUCCACUGCACCUAACUGCAUGAAAACACACUGGAAACAAACUCUGUUUCUACUGGAGAAACCAGUGGACAUGAAACAAGGAGACCUUCUGAGUGGAAAAAUCUCUGUUAAAAAGAACAAGAAAGACCCAAGAGCUCUUGUUAUCAGAAUAGAAAUAGCAAACGCUGGUCAAGUGUUAGAUUUCCAGUUGCAAUAACCCUUUUCAUCUUAAUUUCUUAUGAGAUAGUAGCAUAUAGUUAACUUGCCCUAUCAAUAAGAUAAUGUUUUCAAUUAUUUUCACAAUUAUUCUAUUUUAUUCAGACAUGUUCUGCUAUGGUUCCAUUUGCAUCUGUGCCAAAAGUAUGUCCUGGUGCACUGCCGGAUACUGGGGGGUACCUCUUGGUGUUUUCAAGUUCAUGUGUACGUUAUAACAUCUAUUUGUCCCAGGUCCCUGGUUGAUUUUAACUGCGAGUUAAAAAAUCCAGGGCCCAGCCAUGUCCUAGAAUUGCUAGGCAGCUUCAGGGUGUCCCAUGGGGUCAUGCUAGAAAGUGCAGAAAAACAGCCACAUGAGGGGCCACUUGUUCCCAAUGGGACCAUACGACAUAUAACACUACAAAGUGCCAAUGAAGAACAUUAGUUUUAAUGCUAAAUGAUGUCAAGAAAGUUAAAAGUGGAUUCCACUGGAGUUUGUGCCGAUGUGGUAUAGUGUAAAAUAAGAAAGCUAUUAAAGUAGCAGUAAUUCAAAUUAUUGUGACUUCUAUUGAUAUUAUGAUAGAAAUUCGUACUAACCAGCAUUACUUCUGUAAUUUGUCAGGUAAUAAAAAAAAAAGAAUGAGAAGAAAAUCAA